Molecule: messenger RNA, 753 nt
Organism: Funneliformis mosseae
Lineage: Eukaryota; Fungi; Glomeromycota; Glomeromycetes; Glomerales; Glomeraceae
Source: the annotation of a GenBank genome assembly
AUGAAUUAUUAUAAUACUACUUUAUUACUUCCACCUUCUCCGGUAAAUUCGUCGUCUUCUUCAUUACCUUCUCCUAAUCUUAGUGAUUAUGAAGGAGGUUUUCCACAAAUUGACGAAAAAAACCGUGUUAAGAAACUUUUGAAUUUGUUUCCUCCUCCAAUUACCGCAACGCAAUACGUUCUAGAAAAUUCAUUUGAAUCUUCUAAUGGUCACAUUAAAAGGCCUUCCAAUUGCUUUAUGAUAUUUCGUAAGAUAUCGCAUGAUAAAAAGAAUAAAACGCAAGAACUCAAACGUUAUAAUGAACGAGAAUUUUCAACGAUAAUUGGUGUUAUAUGGAAGGAACUUAGCAAAGUAGAGUUGGACAUUUAUAAAAACUUGAGCAAAGAAAUUGUUAAAAUUCACCAGGAGAUGUAUCCAGAAUAUAAGUAUAAGCCCAAACGGGACAAAGCUGCGUGGAAACAUUAUCAUUAUGUGCCAACCAAUGAUGCUAAUUCUAAUAAAAAAUCAAAAAAUAAAAGGAAAUCAAAGGUUAGACAACAAAAUCAGCAGGAGACAUUAAACUAUUUUACUUACCCAGUUACGCCUGAACCUGAAAUUAUGAACUUGGCAGAACAAACCAUUUCACCAACAGAUCUAGAAUUGGAUUUUGUAUCAACUCCGACUUCUUCAAUCACUUCUAUUUCUCCAAAUCUCCUUGAUGAGUUUAAUCCUCAAAAUUUUUUUUACUUUUGUGAUUGGUCUUAUGAACCUUAG